Molecule: messenger RNA, 1887 nt
Organism: Closterium sp. NIES-67
Lineage: Eukaryota; Viridiplantae; Streptophyta; Zygnematophyceae; Desmidiales; Closteriaceae
Source: the annotation of a GenBank genome assembly
GCAAUCCCUUUCUGGUCUUCUAGUUUUCUUUUCAGGGUCGUAAGUGAAAUCAUCGCUCCGUCUCGAAACGCCAGUUCAGCGUCUUUCACGGCAACCUCCCUCGCAUGGCGCUUCUUGUGCCACCAGCGGUAGUGCGUGCUUUGCAUGGGUAGUGUAGCUUAAAAUAGUCAAGGAUAGAGUGUACGACUACUAGACUAGGACGAUAGUCUUAGGGUCAUGGGUGUCGACUACUAUGACGUCCUUAAUCUGGCAAAGGGAGCUUCUGAGGAAGAGUUGAAAAAGGCGUAUAGAAGGCUAGCGAUGCGAUGGCACCCGGACAAGAAUCCUGCGAAUAAGAACGAAGCCGAGGCCAAGUUCAAGGAGAUAACCGAAGCAUACGAGGUUCUGAGCGAUGCGGACAAGCGAGCAGUCUACGAUAAAGACGGCGAGGAGGGCCUCAAGGGACCGCCGCCGCCUGCUGGACCUACCCAGGGACACGCGCACCCGCCAAGCCACCCGGCUCAAGCGCAUCCACACACUCCCCAGGGCCACUCACACAGCAGCCAAACGCACGCGCAGCAUCCGCAGAGGCAGCAGAGCGAUCCGAACUAUCAGAAGCAGCAGCAGGACCACCAGAGUCAGAGCCACCCUCCCCCUCAGUCCUACCCUUCUCCGCAACCCAACCCCCCCGCGCAACCGCAUCCCGCUCCGCAAGGCGCGCCGCACCAGCCGUUCCCGUCGCACGUGUCGCACCCAGGCGCGAACAAGCCGGAGCACCCGAGAUUCAAGCCGCGAAAGGCGGAGGAGGUGUUCGCCGAGGUGUUCGGCAACACCCCGUUCGCAGCAGCCGGCCCUGACCCCGCCGCGGGAACACCCUACCGGAGCCCGAAGGUCAGCCCGCACGUGCCGACGACGCCGACGGACGGCCACGGGCCGCAAAUAGAGGGGCACACGUCGGAUUUGCCGUCUCCCGGGCCGAAGAAGGCAGUGGUUGAGAACCGACUGCUGUGCAGCCUGGAGGAGCUGUACUCGGGGUCGACGAGGAAGAUGAAGAUUUCGCGGAAUUUCAUCGACGCCACGGGCAAGGUAACUCCCGCGGACGAGAUCGUGACGAUUAGCGUGAAGCCGGGGUGGAAGAAGGGUACCCGGAUCACGUUUCCGGGGAAGGGCAACGCGGCCGACAUCGUCUUCGUCGUCGACGAGAAGCCGCACGAGGUCUACAAAAGGGACGGCCACGAUCUCGUCUGCACGCAGAAGAUCUCGCUGCUCCAGGCGCUCGCGGAUUUCCGCCUGGAGCUGAAAACCCUAGACGGGCGCACGCUGGUAGUGAUUCUAAACGACGUGAUUACGCCGGGGUACGAGAAGGUGAUUCCGAAGGAAGGGAUGCCGGUGAAGGAGAACGGCCGGAAGGGGAAUCUCAAGAUCCGAUUCGAUGUGAAAUUCCCGUCGAAACUGACGGCGGAGCAAAAGGCGGGGCUCGGGCAGCUGCUCGGAUGAGAAAUGAGAACCAGAAUCCUAAUCUCCUCCCGCCACGUGGCCAAUCUCCCCCCCCCUCCCCCCUCCCCCCUGUGGCUUGGCUCAAUCGUGUGUCGCGCUUGCCCGAAGGGCUAUGGUGGUCAGUUAGGAACUUACAGUUAGUGGGCGGUUAUAGGGCGAUUAGAGGAUUAGGGAGUUACCCUAGGACUGCAAUGGUUGCAGCGAUGGUUGCAGCGAGCAACCGAGCAACCGUCCUCGUGGUGUUGUUCACACGUCUGUGCCUGCUCCUCUUGCUCUAGAGGCCGUGCAGUGGCUUGCUUGCUUGCUUGUAAGGUAUUUUCACGCUCACCCAUUGAAGAUACUUCCGCCAGUAGUUGGCUUGCGCUCUCAUUGUGUGUUUAUUGAGCGCAUGAGUCUACCGUGAGAGCUAAC